AUGAUUGCGACAGUGGGAGUUAUUGUUGGAACAACUAAUUUUGGAUCAUCUUCAGGUUUAAAUGUUGGUGGACCAUUUACUAUAACCCAAUUACACUAUGUUUUAGCCGCGCCAACGCAGACAACUUCGGCGAUUGGAGCCGGUGCAACUGUUCCUACUAGCGCUGCUGUCGCUACGAAUCAAGCUGGUAAUCCUAUUACCAGUGCACCAGUCACUACUGGCCCAUCUGGCGGUCAAACGUCCGCUCAAGCGAGCUCAACCACCCCGGUUCCACCCACUACUGUAGUUGAAUCACAACCGACAGGUAAUAAUACAUGUACCGCCGCGAAAUCAGGAGAUUUCUUUAGUGGAUCAACAGUAGCAUAUGUUCAUUUUCUGGGAAAAUCUUUUAACUCCAAAUAA
This is a messenger RNA of Didymodactylos carnosus, 402 nucleotides long. The record is from the annotation of a GenBank genome assembly. NCBI's taxonomy places the organism in Eukaryota, Metazoa, Rotifera, Eurotatoria, Philodinida, Philodinidae.